Molecule: messenger RNA, 501 nt
Organism: Medicago truncatula (barrel medic)
Lineage: Eukaryota; Viridiplantae; Streptophyta; Magnoliopsida; Fabales; Fabaceae
Product: probable phospholipase A2 homolog 1
Exons: 4
Coding region: 1-501 (166 amino acids)
Biological process (GO): pollen tube growth; lipid catabolic process; arachidonate secretion
Molecular function (GO): A2-type glycerophospholipase activity; lipid binding; calcium ion binding
Source: RefSeq, a predicted model, not a curated record
AUGGCUUCCAGCAUCAAUAUCUCACGCGUCACCGCCUCAUUUGCCCUCUUCUCUCUCCUCCUCUCCACCGUAGCUGAUUCCUCGGUGGCCAAUUCCCCGGUCGCCAAUGCCCCAGUCGCCGCCAAUGCCGUAGUCGCCGAUUCCUCAUUGGCCAAUUGCAGCAGGACAUGCAAGGCAGAGUUGUGUGACACAAUGGGAAUCAAGUACGGGAAGUAUUGCGGAGUAGGUUAUUGGGGUUGUCCAGGCGAGAAACCGUGUGAUGAUAUUGAUGCUUGUUGCAUGGGUCAUGACGAAUGCGUUGAUCGAUUCGGAAUGACUCAUGUGAAAUGCCAUAAGAGAUUGAAGAACUGCCUAAUAAGGGAACAAAAAGCCAACAAGGUUGGAUUUUCGAAAGAGUGUCCGGCCAAUGUCGCCGUGCCUACCAUGAUAAAAGGCAUGGACUUGGCCAUCUUGUUGAGCGAAUUGGGUGGCAACAUGCCUGAUAUUGAAAAAUUUAUUUAA